This is a messenger RNA of Pimephales promelas (fathead minnow), 1297 nucleotides long. It is a transcript of the gene jagn1b, whose product is annotated as jagunal homolog 1b. Gene Ontology annotation, biological process: endoplasmic reticulum organization; vesicle-mediated transport; granulocyte colony-stimulating factor signaling pathway. NCBI's taxonomy places the organism in Eukaryota, Metazoa, Chordata, Actinopteri, Cypriniformes, Leuciscidae. The record is from RefSeq and is a predicted model, not a curated record. Gene Ontology annotation, cellular component: endoplasmic reticulum membrane.
UGUCCAAACGAAAGCACAUGUAGAAGAAGAGCUACUUUGAUCACGUUUCUACCCUAUGGUUUCUACUGUGUCUGAGUAUAUGAAGUAGUUUUCUGGUUCAAAAUAAGGUUGUCGUCGACGGUGUUGGGUUGCCAUGGCAUCACGAGCAGGGCCGCGCGCCUCAGGAACAGACGGCAGCGACUUUCAGCACCGCGAGCGCGUGGCGGCACAUUACCAGAUGAGUGUGGCCCUGAAGUCUGAGAUCAAGAAGCUGAACAUCGCUCAUGCAGUGGUCUGGUUUCUUGUAGCAGCACAGGUGGUGGUCAACCAGCUGAACCUGGUAUCCCAUAAAGUGGUGGCCUCUCCAUACCAAUGGGAGUACACAUAUCUUCUGAGCAUCAUACCUACAGUCUUCAGCUUCAUGGCUUUGCCGAAAAACAACAUCAGUUACCUGGUCAUCUCAAUGAUCAGCGCUGGGCUUUUUUGUGUGGCUCCUAUUCUUUAUGGAGGGAUGGAGAUGUUUCCAGUGGCUCAGCAGCUUUAUCGCCACGGCAAAGCUUAUAGGUACAUCUUUGGCUUCUCUGCCGUGUCUGUAAUGUACUUAGUCUUGAUUAUUUCAGUUCAAAUACAUGGCUGGCAGAUCUACUACAGCAAAAAGCUGCUGGAUGCCUGGUUCACCAACACACAAGAGAAAAAGAAGAAAUAAGAGACUGCUGGAGAGUAGAUGUCUGUCAGCUUCUUCUCUGUGUCUUUGUUUCCUGAGGGCUCUUUGAUCACAUACGUUUUUAUGAUUACCUGACUAACUAAUUUGAGCCUAUGAAGAGAUCAGAUUUGUUAAACCAGGAUCUUCUGUUCUUCCCACCCACUGGCUCGCGGCCCAGAUUCUGAUUAGGUCUGAACUUCUGCCUUUGUAAUCUCUGUCUGUCUGCCACCAUGUUUUCCACAUGCUGUGUAACAUAUCCUGUUCCUCCACAAGGGACGUCCCUGCAGUUGCACCUCAUUGCAGUACACGAGAUCCAGGGGGAGGAGUUGGAUCCAGAUCUAAGGGGUGGAGAUGGGUAGGAUUAGUGGUGGGGAUAGGAAUCAGAGGACGGAGAUGAGUAGGUUUAGGUAUAUGUAAGGUGGGAGGAGUUGGAGCUGGAUCCAACUCCUCCCCCUGGACUUCGUGUUCUGCAGUGAGGACCAUCUCCAUCCCUGGGAAAUAUAUCUUCAGUUAUGAAACCCACGGCAAAGUUAUCCAUUUACUACAGUAAUGUAUGUAAGACAGUCUGCUCUUUUCCACGAAUCAUCUUGCAAUUAAAAUAUUACAAUAUGUAUA